AUAGUAAAAUCAGAAAGCUUCAAGCGUAUAGUAAAGAUAACAAAACUUUAUCGUAAAUGUUGUUGUCGAGUGAAUACUAGCCUCCACAAGCUUCGCCCGGCUUCAAGUUAGUUAAGCACUUCCCUGCAGCCUCCCACGGGCUACAGCCGCUAGAGUAGAGACAGCCCGCGGGUGAGCUGUUGCACCCUACGAAUUCACUACGAUAAGAGCCGAGCGCCGACGGUGGCCGACUCAGAUCGAUGCGUCGACUCAUGUGCAGGGCAUUGCGCUGCCUUCGGUUUUUUUAUGAGACUGCCGGGGGGUUCAUGCAAAUUCUUAAGAAUUUGCAAGACCCCCACGGCAGUCCAACGAAAAAACCAGAAGAGGGCCACCAGACACGCACAAGAAUCCGCAAGCCCCAACGCACGCAAACGCCUCGCGGUGGCGCCAGGCAAGAACGGGCGGCGGCUUUAGCGGGCCAAACAAGACAAAGCAUAAGCAACGCAGGGCUGCGCUGCUCGGGUCUCUCUACGCGCUUACACCUGGCUGGGCUUCUUUGUUUCGUCAGAUGUCUCUCGUCAGAAACAGACGGGCGCACCUCGCGGGGGCGUGGGGCGUCGCGCUGCGGGUUGUGGCUGAAGCCUCUUGACUGGCUGACGUCUUUCGCCAGGAUGGAGACUGAGGCCUUCCAUCAGACUGAUGCCGUUCGUCAGACCAACGCGCUGCGCCAGGCUGGCGGCCUUCGUCGGACGACAGGCCGGCGCCCUUCGGCGGACAUCGUGGGCCAGGCUGGGGCUCUUCGUCAGGGUCGGGCGACGUCUCUCGUCAGGCUGACGCCUUUCGUCAGACUGAAGCGCCUCGCUUUGCCGACAUACCUCGCCAGGCCAAGACUCACGCCUUUGGUCAGGUUGAUGGCUUGCUUCAGCUUGGCGCCGUUGGUUCGUCAGGCUGAUGCACUGACCAGCCAGGUGACGCCUCUCGCCAGGCCGGCGCACUGCUUCGCCAGGCGUCUGCCUUGUGUCGGAAGCGGAACAGGCUGCGCGGGGCCUUUCUUCGGGCUGCGGAUGUCUUUCCUUCGUGAGAUUGGUUCUGCCCCUUCGUCGGACUGACGUUCUCCGCCAGGCUGACCGCGUUCGUCGGGCUGACGUCCUUCGUCAAAGGUCUUCGCUAUCCUCGUCGAGGUAGGGCUUCUCGCCACAGGUCGGGCGGCAGUUUUUCUGGCAGUGGUCGCGCGUCAGAUGUGUGUCUGCCGUCGCGGGUCUCUUGUCUUGUCGGAGGUCUUUCGCCCAGCGGUCGCCCAAGGGUCGCCUUUGGUCCAACGGUCGCCUUUGGUCCAAGGGUCGCCUUUGGUCCAAAGGUCGCCGCACUUUGGUCCAAGGGUCGUCUUACUUUGGUCCAAGGGUCGUCUUACUUUGGUCCAACUCCAAAGGUCGCCUUACUUUGGUCCAGCGGUCGCCUUACUUUGGUCCAGCGGUCGGCUUACUUUGGUCCAGAGGUCGCCUGAAAAGGUCGCCUGUGGUCUGCAGGUCGUCUGUGGUCCAGAGGUUGCCUCUGGUCUGAGGGUCGUCUUUGGUCCAAAGGUCGGCUUUGGUCCAGAGGUCUGCCGUGGUCCAGAGGUCGUCUGUGGUCCAAAGGUCGUCUUUGGUCCAAAGGUCGCCCUUGGUCCACAGGUCGCGUCUGGUCCAAAAAACGCCUCUGGUCCAAAGAUCGUCUUUGGUCCACAGGUCGUCUUUGGUCCACAGGUCGCCUCUGGUCCAAGGAUCGCCUUCGGUCCAAAGAUCGUCUUACUCUGGUCCAAAGGUCGCCUUAUUUUGGUCCAAAGGUCGCCCCCUCACUUUGGUCCAGAGGUCGCCCUACUUUGGUCCAGAGGUCGCCUUACUUUGGUCCAGAGGUCGCCUUACUUUGGUCCAAAGGUCGCUCUACUUGUCGUCGUACUUUGGUCCAAAGGUCGCCUUACUUUGGUCCAAAGGUCGCCUUACUUUGGUCCAGCGGUCGUCUGGUGUGGUCCAAGGGUCGCAUGUGCUGUGGUCCAAGGGUCGCCUGUGGUCCAAAGGUCGCCGGUGGAUGUGGUCCAAAGGUUAAGGUCGCCUGUGGUCCAAAGGUCGCCGGUGGUCCAAAGGUCGCCUUCGGUCCAAAGGUCGUCGUGGGUCCAGCAAUAGCAUAGGUCGUCUUGGGUCCAAAGGUCCGUCUUGGGUCCAAAGGUCGUCUUGGGUCCAGGGGUCGUCUCUGGUCCAAAGGUCGCCUUUGGUCCAGAGAUCGCCGCUGGUCCAACGAUCGUCGUUGGUCCCAAGAUCGCCUUUGGUCCCAAGAUCGUCUCUGGUAGGUCCAGCAGUCGCCUUUGGUUCAAAGAUCGGACCAAGGACCGCCUUCAGUCUGAAGGUCGCUUUCGGUCCAAAGAUCGCCGUGGGUCCAUAGGUCUGGGGUCCAAGUGUCUCUGGUCGAAGGUCUUUCUUCGGCUGUUUCUCUUUGGACUUCUCUCGCCAGCUUGCGCCUCUACCCCCGUCGGGCAUUUUUCUGGCUUCUUUUCUGGUAGUCUGCCACGGGGCCGCAGCGUGAACUCCAACAAGAAAACGGCCGGAGGCUAUCGGGCUUAGGAGUGAGGGGAAAGGGCAGGAGGCUAUGGGCAAUAGCUUCGCGGCAGGAGGCGACUAAUCUCCCGUGGGUUAGGCGGGGAGUUUUAUGGCGGCGGAGAUUUAUAAUAUAGAUUAAUAAUAUAGAUUAUUUUUUUGUUAUGUUUUUUAUCUAUCAACUUAUAAGAAUUAUUACCUCCGCCCCCUCCUACUCGUACUCCUUAAACCGAAUAGGUACCUAUUAUCCGAAAUCUCCUCUUCCUUAGUUGUGGUCUAGACGCGGUCCGUUAGUUACCGUUCUCCCUGCUCUCGUUCAGGGUACUUAUCAUGGUUGUUGUUGCACCUUCUCCAGAGCAGGAAGAGGUGGUCGGAAAAGCGAGCUUUUGUGCGGCCGUCCAGAUUGCUCCUGCAGCUACCGAAGGUCAUCACUUUUCAUCGCCAAAGGAUAUCGAGAUGACGAACAAGGUCGCUUCGUCCAGCGGCUCCGUCGAGGUAGAUCCUGCGGCCGCCGACAAAGCUAAGGCCGAGGAUGCGAAAUACAAGGCGGAAUUGGCCAAGAUCAGUCUGUCGGACCUCUUCCAGUUCGCAGAUAGUACGGAUAAGUUCUGCUACUGGGUCGGCGGCAUCAACGCUGUCGCAUUUGGUCUGGCGCAGCCUGCCAUCGCGUACGUCUUUGGCGAACUUUUUGACACCGCGAAUAUGACAGACAAGGACAAAUUUGUGGACCAAAUGAACGACCUGCUGAUUUGGUUCGGGUUGAUCGGCAUCGUCAGUUGGAUCACUGCCUGGCUUUUCGUUUGGCUGUACGACGUAGCGGGCAGCAGACAAACUUGCAAAUACUAAGUUCCAGGAAAUAGAAAUCCAUCUUCAGUACAACUAGAUCUAGAAGAAUCUUAGGUAAGAUGAAGCCGUUCAAACCUAGAACAGCUUCAACUUGGAUGCAGUGUGAUGGGUUUUUAUGAAGUCUAAGACUGCCGGGACGUCUACUUCAGUGCGGUGGUCGGGCAAGACUGUGGCUGGUUCGACGAAAAAGACAUCAUGACCGUGCCAAGCAGCGUCCAAACCGACGUAAGGAAGAUCAAGGAUGCCUUGGGAAAAAAUUUUGGUAUCUUUGUUUGUAGCAUCCUCAAAGUUCUCGAUCUAGUCAAACAUAAACAAGUAGAAGAACAUACUUGUUGUAUCUAUGUCGGACAUGAUAGAUCCUCUUCUUGGUCACACAGACUAGUUGCAUUUCGUCCUUCUGCUUAUCAGCUCUCGCUUUGCAGAAUGGAGCGCAGUUUCUGGGAGGCUUCGUCUUUUCGUUUUUCAUCAACUGGCAGCUUUCUCUCGUCCUUUCCGCCGGUCUUCCGUUUAUGGGCGCAUCGGCGUACUACUUUUCGCUUGCGCUAAUGGAGAUUGCCAGCGGCACAAAUCGAUACUAUGUCAAGGCCGGCGGAGUAGCGGACGAGGUCUUUGGCGCAGUCAAAACUGUGAUUUCGUUCGGGGCAGAGCAGGCAGAGUUGGAUCGCUAUUCCAUCCACUUGGAGUCAGCGCGUCUUGGCAAGGUGAAGAGCGGUACUCGUAUUGGAAUGCAGGUCGGUUCACUUAAGACAUACUAGAAGCACCUACUUACUUUCAAUGGGAGUCAGUCAGCAUUUGUGAUCGAAUAUUGUCGACAGCGGUCCUUUAUAGGCUCCUGCUAAUUCCUAGUUGUCAUGCACUUCAUACUGUGAGAAGCCUUCUGCCAAUUUUGGUUUGAUGGUCGCUAACUUUUUCUACAUGCUUCUAAGUUUUUCUGGUCGUGUUGUUUUUUGUUGUACGCCUUGGCGUUUUGGUACGGCAGCAUCCUGGUGGGUGACAAAAUCGAGAAUCAGCGCACUGGGGAAGCGUUUACCGGUGGUGAUGUGAUGAAGUGCUUCUUCUGUAUCCUCCUGGGAAUGUUCGGAAUAGGUCAGGUUGCACCAUGGAUUCAAGCAGUUGCCGAGGCGAAGCCCGCUCUGCUCAACCUGAAUUAUGGUCUCAGCAUUUAUAAUUCAGCAAAACGAGGAGAGAAGUCAGAAUGUCUAACAAACCCACUUCUUCAAACUUCGGGGCUGCUAGGACAUUAUAGUGGUGAUUUUUGCGUUUAAUAAUCGUAAUAUUAGCUACUUAGAAGUUUGUUGAAGAGUGACAAGAAGAACAAAGAGUUCUCCAAGUGCAGUUUCUAAUUGGCGCGCAUUCUGAAUGAGGAAAAGCCAAAAGUUACAGAAGGCAAAGUAGAACUUUCCAGUGCAACGCUGAGUGGCAGUAAGGGCGUUGAAAUCGCAGCCAGGGAUAUCACCUUUUCAUACCCUACAAGGAAAGACGUACUAAGUCAUUCUUCGUCGUUGGGGGAAAAAGCUUACUUUUUCGUGCUUAAAAAGCUCAUUUGGAACGCUUUCAAUCAAAUUUUGAAAUAUGUUCAAAAAUGCCUCUAUGGAAGUAGAUGUGCUGCCAGCUGAUACUAAUUGACGUAAAUUCACAAGUUUGGUAGACGUAUAAUCCUGAAAACAAACAAUUACCUCACCCAGAUGCAAGUGCUGCGCGGAAUAUCGUUCGAUAUCAAGGGUGGACAGAAAGUUGCGUUUGUCGGCGAGUCUGGCUGCGGUAAGUCUACGCUAAUUCAGCUGUUAGAGCGGUUCUACGACGUAGAUGGUGGCUCUCUUUCUUUCAACGGACACAACAUCAAGGAUCUGUCCUUUAACAGUCUUGGCAGUCUCACGGGCUACGUGUCACAAGAGCCUGUUCUUUUUAACUACACGAUCAGAGAAAACCUCUGUUUUGGUCUGCGAGACAGGCCUAGCGACGAGCAGCUCAAGGACGCCUUAAAGCAAGCGCAGGUACGUAAAUUAAAUUUCAAUUUAUUGACCUGACUGUUGUAGUCAUCUGUACUAAUUCUGUCGGAAUGAACGAACAACGAGCUCAUUAUACUUCACGUUAUUGUCCUGCUAACUGCAGUUUUCAUCCUCUUGCUGGUGCUCGUCCUGUAGUCAUGUACUAGAGAUGAUGCAACGACAUCAUCAGGUGUGGGAUGUGAUUUCUGGGUUGCCACAAGGAUUGGACACACUACCUGGCACUGCCGGUUCGCAGUUUUCUGGAGGUCAGAAGCAGCGCAUCGCCAUCGCGCGUGCACUCGUUCGUAAGCCAAAACUCCUUUUGCUCGAUGAGGCAACCUCGGCACUGGACUACACUUCUGAGAAGCUCGUACAGGAGACCAUCGAUAAGCUGACGAGCAAUGCUGAAUUAACGGUGAUCGUGGUCGCGCAUAGGCUGUCUACCGUUAGAAAUUGCGACCAAAUCCUGUUCUUCGAGAAAGGCGUGAUCGCAGAGCGUGGAACGCAUGCGGAGUUGCUUGCCAUGCAGGGCGGCUACUAUCGCCUCACGCAGACACAGGAGGCUCUUGCGCUGGCUGGCUCGGUUUCCCUCUCACGGGGGAACACGAAAGAGUCUGUUUCACCGCAGUCGGACGUUGCGCCAGGCGAUAGGCAGUUGAGCGGCAAAAGUGCCUCGCCAGUGAACGCAGUCGGCUCGCCGGUUGAGCCCGGAAAAACGGAGGGAGUCGAGGGUGGCACGCCCACUCAGGAAGCAGUGUUAGCGCGAGCACCUUCGAAGGACCCAAUGACACAAGCGGGAUCGAAUGCGCUAGACCUGGUCAAAACUGAAGACGAAAAAGAAGAGGAGCGCAUGGCCAAAAUAGAAAAGGAAUAUUCGGUACACCUACACCUAGUUGGACGUUGCCCUCACCAAGGCGUAGGAGAAAACCAUCGAGAAAGUAGAAUGUUCUCAAAUAAUACAACUGUUGAGAACAUCAACGUUCCUUCAUCUUCCGAUCAAAACCACCAAAAACCCUACCACCACGACCACGACAGGUUCCGAUGUCUCGUUUAUUGACGUUGAACACCCCAGCGGAGAAGCUUUACUAUCCUCUCGGGUUCUUUUUUUCGCUUUGCAACGGGAGUUAUCAGCCUCUUUGCGCGUACAUUCUCACGGCUGCAAUGGAGGACUUCUAUAUCCAGGACCCGGAGGAGAUGAAAGAGGAGCUGAUGAAGAGUGUCUUGGGGUUUGUUGCUAUCGGUGUCGCAUCCUUUUUCACCUACACCGCAGCCUGUGCUUGCUACUCGUACGCAGGAAGUCACCUGACAAUGCGCGCGCGCAAACUGAUCUUUGUCACGUACAUGAAGCAGGAAAUGGCCUACUUUGACGACCCGGCGAACACACCGGGAAAACUAACUGCGGCCUUGGAGAAUAAGGCGGCAGAUUUGUCGUACAUCACCGGGGAGCAAAUGGGGGUAAAAGUGGAGACAGUGUCUGCACUGGUUUGCGGUGUCACCUUUGCCUUCAUCGCAUCCUGGAAAGUGGCUGCUGUCGUGACUGCUUGCCUCCCGCCCCUCGUGAUCGCGAUGAUCAUCUUGUUCGUCGUCCUUAUGGGCCAGGGCAGCGGGGGCGAGAGUCCCGAAGUCGUGGCGAGCGGUGGCAUCAUCGCGGAAGUCAUUCUGAACCUCAAAACAGUGCGCGCCAUGCGCGCCGAAAGGGACUUCCUCAAAACCUACCUGCAGGCAGUGGAGACGAUCAAGAACAAGGAGGUGAAGUCAGCUUUGCCGGCAGGCUUUGGCUUUGGUACAACUUGAAGACACAGCUUUCUGAAUGUUCUGUAAAUGGAGGUACAUCUUCACAUCCACUGAGGAUGUUAAUACACGUCGUCGAUAAAAAGAUUAGUAUUGCGAUGGAUCUCUUAUGCAUUCAUUAUCACUUGCCUACUAAUCAGUACUUUCAGGUUUCUCCAAUGGUAUCAUUUUUGGCGUCUACGUUGUUGGAUUCUGGUACGGUGCUAAGCUGAUCAAGGAGGAGGGCCUCAGCGCCACGGACAUGUUCCGCGCCGUUAUGUGCAUUAUCUUCGCUGGUAUGGGUGCGGGACAGGCUGGGGCAGCCAUGCCCAGCGUCGCCAAAGCAAAGACAGCGGCCCACGAUAUCUUCGAACUGGCCGACCGCGUUCCGCAGAUAGACUCGACGAUAGAAGGCAACGCUCAGAAACAGACUAUCGAUCGCAUGGAUGCGAUAGAUUUUCGUGCCGUGGAAUUCGCUUACCCAAGCCGACCGACGGUGCCGAUUCUAAAAGGAUUAGAUCUAAGUUAUGGCGAAUGGAAUUUGGUGACGCGGAGUCACAAUUUCGCGAAUCCUUGUAGUUGAUGACCGAAAAAGUUUAUUUGCUUCAAGUUUCCGCUUCCAUCUCUUCUAAUGCCAUGACACCCUGAAGCUAGGCCAGUCCGUGGCGCUUGCUGGCCCUUCAGGAAGUGGAAAGAGCACGAUCAUGGCCCUCUUGCAGCGAUAUUAUGACCCAGAGAAGGGAAAAAUUGUCCUCAACAAUGGUCCAGAAUUACAGGAGAUCAACCUGAACAAGUGGCGACAGGUCAUCGGGUAUGUCGGUCAGGAACCGAUUCUCUUUAACGUGAGUGCCAUGGACAACAUCCUGUAUGGAAUCCCGCCAGAAGAACGAGCUAAGGUAUCGUCUAUUACUUUUGGUUUUGUCACCAGGUAGGAUAAGAAGAGGUCCUGACUUUGUACUGACGGUGCUGAGCAGUUGCUGCCUACAAGGAAGUGGAAUUUUCUUGCAGCUUAUGAUUAAUUUCAUUUUGAUUGUGUACCUCGUGUAUCAAAACAAAGAAGAAACAUAACGAGAAUUCAUUUUCGUAAUAUCUCCGCGCCCGUUCGGUCCCGCGCCCGUCCGUUAAUAUAUAUGAAUAUGAAACUCAGUUCUCCGAGGCGGAUGUGCAAUCGGUUGCCAUGCAAGCGAACGUGAAUUUUAUUGGUGGCUCCGAUGGCAAGCUAAGUUGGACUGAGCCUCUUGGUCCUCGCGGCAGCAAGAUAUCUGGCGGACAGAAACAGAGAAUCGCUAUUGCACGUGCUUUGAUCCGCAAGCCUCAAAUCCUCAUGCUUGAUGAAGCCACUUCAGCCUUAGACGCAGUUUCGGAAGCCGAAGUGCAGGAGACGCUUGACAAACUACAAACCGACCACCCAGAUCGACUCACAAUCACGAUUGCUCACAGGCUGUCCACCAUCCAGAAUUGCGACAAAAUUGUCGUUAUGUGUGAUGGCGUGUUGUUGGAACAGGGAUCGCAUAGCGAGCUACUGGAAAAAGAAGGACUCUACAAAAAGCUCAUCCAAUCGCAGGGAGCCGGACCACGGGGGUCGCGAAAGUCAGCGUAGGGCGAAGAAAACUCCUGCUGAGCCCUCCGUAUAACUAUUUAUUAAAUAGUAGCUUAGUUCUACCUGCUACUGUUAGGUAUAGUGCAUUUACUUUUACAUGGAAUAUGUCGAUACUAGACUUAAGCGCCCGGUAGCACUCUUCAUUCCACUAGAAUCCUCCACCCUCUGCACGCACUUCCCCCGCUAUUGCGUGCCGCCGCUUUCCCGGCCCCUCCCCCACGCGACAACCGUCUGGCGGAGUUGAUCGGUGGAACAGCGCAAGGGUCGGGCUCUGGGCGGCCUGCGGCCAUUGAAAAGCCACGCUUGGAAAUGGUAGGCCCGGGAGUUUGCGGGUCUUCUUUUACUCAGGUUUGGCAUCUUUGCGGAAACCUGAAGCUUUUGAGCGUCAAACUUUUGUUUAUUAUUCGCCCACUUUGGAGAAAGUUAAAAACUUUGUAUCCAAUUUUUUUUUGAAAUUUAUCCUCCUUCGAUAAAGUCGAAAACUUUGCCACUUUCGCACUUUCAAACUUGAAGUUUCAAUUUAAAACUUUUUCAGUCCGCAGAUUUUUAAUUUUAUCGCCCAGAAAAUAAAUCAAUGCAAAUGUCAGGGCGGCGCGUUGUAGGCUUCGAGCUGAAGACUUGAAGCAUCGGGGCCGGUCUUCAUAAUUUCCAUAAGUUCACGAGUUGGGGGGUUGGGGGUUCGGGAGUGUGAGGCUGAGAGUUUGGCGGGGUCGUUGUUGUUUUUUUUUUAGCUCUUUCAUAUUUACUCUCAUAAAUCUUCGAAAUGUCACGUAUCAACUACCGACUAAGGAUUAUGCUAGGCUACGAAGACUUGUACUAUUCACCAGGCUAGUAUGAUGGUAGAGAUUAUUGUACAGGUAAAACUGAUUAUGUGCAUGUAUAUCAUAUUGUGUGUAGUUUGAUCAACCCCGUAGCACUACCAGAGCAGCAUCAUGAAAUUGAAAGUGGAUCACAAGGCGAUGAAAAGAGCACAUCACUCAGUACGCGUCUUGCUCUAGGGUUAUUGUAUAAAUGUAUUGAAACUAUUGACUUGAACGAGGUAAAAAUAAUUAUGAUUAUGAAUGGUCAAAACGGUACUUAGUCUUAGUGUUGAGUGGUAGUUGUUCGAAGUCACCAUCUCGAAAAGUUCAUGAACCCGUUCCGGUUCCAUGUUUUUCUUCUCUGGCUUCGAGUAUAGGAUUUAAGCAAAUGAUCUAGGUACAGACACAUGCUAUUCAACAUGAUUUGGAUUUGUAUAGACGGGAAAAGUAAAAAUGGUUCAUGUCACUGUUACUGUUAGAAUAUUCAGUCGUGACCGUAUCAAUGAAUCGCAGAAUUGGGCUAUCAGGAGGAGUCCUCUUGUCAUUUUCGUGGCUACUCUUUCGGAUAGGUCCCAGCUUUUUU
This is a messenger RNA of Amoebophrya sp. A25, 10133 nucleotides long. Lineage: Eukaryota; Dinophyceae; Syndiniales; Amoebophryaceae. The record is from the annotation of a GenBank genome assembly.